Messenger RNA from Corylus avellana, 943 nucleotides. RefSeq names its product ubiquitin-conjugating enzyme E2 variant 1B. The record is from RefSeq and is a predicted model, not a curated record. Lineage: Eukaryota; Viridiplantae; Streptophyta; Magnoliopsida; Fagales; Betulaceae.
UCUUUCUGUCUGCCAGUCCUUUAAUCCCUGCUCUUGUUGGUCCAUGGUACAUGUGUAGGAGGUGGACCUUCGCAGUUUGCGACAACAAGAGUUGGACUUUCGUUCUUCAUCCCGAGUACAUCUUCUCAUCCUCCUUCUCUCUCUACUAUUCAGAAACCCUAGCUGGGUCAAAUGGGCUCUGAGGGAUCUAGUGUUGUCGUUCCUAGGAAUUUCAGAUUACUGGAAGAACUUGAGAGAGGUGAAAAAGGAAUUGGGGAUGGAACUGUCAGCUAUGGAAUGGAUGAUGCUGAUGAUAUAUUCAUGCAGUCGUGGACAGGGACUGUCAUUGGUCCCUCCAAUACUGUUCAUGAAGGGAGAAUCUACCAGUUGAAGCUGUUCUGCGGGAAGGAUUAUCCAGAUAACCCACCAACUGUUAGGUUCCAGACCCGGAUAAACAUGACUUGUGUCAAUCAAGAAACUGGAGUGGUUGAACCUAGUUUGUUUCCCAUGCUUGCUAAUUGGCAAAGGGAGUAUACAAUGGAGGACAUAUUGACUCAACUGAAGAAAGAUAUGAUGUCUCCCCAAAACCGGAAGCUAACUCAGCCUCCUGAAGGCAAUGAAGAGGGGAGGAUCGAUCAAAAGGGGCUAGUUCUGAAAUGUUGUAUUCUUUAAGCCAGGCAAUGAAGAGGAAAGGAUGGAUCAAAAGGGGCUAGUUCUGAGAUGUUGUUUUCUGUAAGUCAGGUGAGAGAAGAAUGUAUUCUGUAUGUCGGGUGAGAGAUGAAUGAAUAUGAUAGUGUAAAUAAUUAUAUAAAUCGGAUCAUACACCUAUUCAUGGCCAACGCAUUUGAAAAUGUAAUUAAGGACCAAUCUGAUAUGGAACCUUGAGCAGUUUGACACAUUGUCUCGAGUUUACCUUUUUCUCUGAUAUUGUGUUUUUAUAAUGUAAGCCCACCUUGAAUUGUCA